CCGAACCAGACGCUUCCUCCGUGCAGAUAUGGGUCUUUGCUUAGGGAGACCGCAGAUGCUUCCUCCUAACCAUUUCUCGAAUGAGAGCUUGGCUGAUCCACUGGAAGUACUUCACCAAUCGUCCCUCUCUUCUCAUGGCCUAAAAUGUUAUAGCUUCGGUGAGCUCAAUAUUGCGACACAAAAAUUCAGUUCUCAUACCCUUGUUGGUGUGGGAAGUUAUGGUUCCGUCUUCAGAGGCUGGAUAGACCAAAAAACCUUGGCUCCAUCCAAACCAGGCGUUGGGGUAGUAGUGGCUGUCAAGAUGUUUACGAGAAGCCUGUACGGACUUGAUCAAGAUUGGGAAUCUGAUGCCAAAUGCUUGGAGUUGGGCCAGCUCCAACACACAAAUCUCGUAAGAUUGAUUGGGUAUUGCUUGGACUCUGAAAAAAGAUUUCUGGUAUAUGAGUUCAUGGGAAAUGGAAAUUUGGGGAACCAUCUAUGUGACACUUAAAAAAAAAAAUUUAAAAAAAAAAAUUAAAAAAAAAAAAAUUAAUUAAUUUAGUCAAUCAGAUAAAAUGUUACAAAAGUUACAUUUGUCAUAAUUAAGUUGAUAAGUUAAUAUUUCAUAAUGUGUGGUAAGUAGUCAUAAAAUAUAUAUAUAUAUAUAUAUAUAUAUAUAUAUAUAUAUAUAUAUAUAUAUAAAUGAUAGCAUUAAGUUUAAUAGAUAUAUGAUAAUAACAAUAAAUAAUAAAAUAACAAUAAUAAUACGUAACUCUAUAAUACAGUAAUACGUAACUCUAUAAUACGUAAUAAUAAGCUACAAAAGUAAAAAUAAGAAGAGUGGAUUAAAUGACUACAAAGCUAUAUAUUUAUAUAUACGAUAUAUGAAGAAGAUUAACCUACGGACGUAACAAAACAAAAAGCUGCGUACAAAUUAAAGGCAUUCAUCGGAUAAGCCCGAGAAAUAACAAUCCGUUUACAACUCUACUGCUUUAAGCCGAUCUGAUAAAUCGUAGACGACCUAAAACCCUCAGAUUAACAGUAUAAAUAGCAGCUCCUACAUACGUUUUCAUUCACACCAUAGCUCAGCUCCAAACCUAUAUAUAUCUACGUAUAUAUUUAUACACAAAGAUCAACCCUUCGUGGUAGUUCGACGUAGAACAAGCUCGCCAAGGUUUCACCGGGCCAGUCUUCACGACGGAAACCGGAGGAGAAGAAGAAGUUGCCGCCAUCUCCAGUUUACUGCCGACAGUCUCUAUCACCUAAAUACUCCAUUAACCGCCGCCGAGGUAAGCCGUCUCAUACCGUUCUGCGUUUUCCUUCGCUGUUUUUCCGACGUACCUAUCAUAAGAAGAAGGCGAUUAAGUCUGUUGUUUAAAAUAGGCUAGGUGUUUUAAUAGUUGCGUUGUAUCUUUUGUUAAAAUAGUUGGACUCAUUAAUUCCAUAAUAAUACCGGCCAGUCUCCGUCAAGCUUACGCAUAGCCGCCAAUAGGAAUACUGAUAAUAUAAAUUAGUAACUGUUAAUAAUUAAGCUGGUCAAUUCCGAUGCUGAUUUUGUGAUCCAAAAUGAUGAAAUUAGUUGACUGUUUAACUAACCAAAACUAAUGAGAGAACUAUUACAUUGAGAUAAUGAUACUCUA
Molecule: messenger RNA, 1619 nt
Organism: Cuscuta epithymum
Lineage: Eukaryota; Viridiplantae; Streptophyta; Magnoliopsida; Solanales; Convolvulaceae
Source: the annotation of a GenBank genome assembly